This is a messenger RNA of Folsomia candida, 1197 nucleotides long. RefSeq lists its product as uncharacterized. The coding region runs from base 86 to 1150 and encodes 354 amino acids. The record is from RefSeq and is a predicted model, not a curated record. The transcript is spliced from 9 exons. Lineage: Eukaryota; Metazoa; Arthropoda; Collembola; Entomobryomorpha; Isotomidae.
GAGUGAUAAUAUUGAAUAAAGUCUUGUGCGGUCAGUAGUGCAGUCUGCUUUUGUCGCUUGGAAUAUAUUUAUUGAGAAAUCAAUCAUGCAUUUUACUGUUGUUUUAACCAUUUUCAUACAUGCUGCAUUUGGCGUUCCCAUUUCACCAGGACACUUCAACGCUCAUGCAGAUGACUUUGGUAUGGCUGUUGUAGAUAUAGAAAAAGAUGUGAUUCUUUCUCCUGGAAAAGGAGGGAACAACUUCAACGCAGAAUCGGAAAACAAUGCUCAAGCUGUUGUCACUGUGGGCGGUGCUGUUCAUGGUUUCGCUACAAACAGGACUGGGGAAGAGUUUAACGCGGUGUCGAAGAAACAAGGGGUUUCUCAAGUUAGAGUAAACGGAGACCUGUUCAUAGAAAAUUUGGACCCUUCAGUUAAGAAGUUUGAUGCAUCUUCCGAGUCACAUGGUCAGUCCUUAGUACAGGUUGGAAAUGUCGUUGUGGUUGCGGGAGCUCGUGGAGGAAAACAUUUAAGGAGAGAUGUGAAAGAUGGAAUCGAUCAAGCCCCCUGGGGAGCUGCGGCAGUCGCCGAGCAGAAUUCGAAGCCAUGGGAAACUAUUAACCACGGCCCAGACGCUACUCCUGUGGGCGAUUCUCCCAUUUCGAGCCUUGUCCCUGAUUCAAAUCUUCAUGUAGAUCAGCCCACAGGGUCCAGCGUUAGCUCUGUCGAACCAUCGCCAGUGACUGAAGUCUCACCAGCAGCCCCUCACGAAGAACAUGUUCCAAUCCCUGGAUCUGAAAGUGAAACUCUGCCUCACCCGACUGAAGGCCAAAAUCACUCAUCUGUCCCAACAGAAAACACGUCAGCCCCUACAACGUUCACGACAAGUGAGGCGUCAACAUUUGAGACUUCGACAAUUGUUCCAGUCGUUACCGACGCUCCAAAACCACACUCAACAGAAAUUGUCCCAAUCAUUACAGACGCUCCUAAACCACGUCCAACGGAAAUUGUGCCAGAGUCAACUACGCAUUCGAAUAUCACCAUAAUCGAUGAAAAUCCGGUUCAUGUCAUUCAUCCAAGUGGUGGAUAUCAGAUUGGAAGUUUGAAUGCUGUUUCAAAAGGUCAAGGUAGCAAAUCCAUGGUGCAGGUUAAGGGAUUUGUCCAAUAUUAAUAUGAUCAUUGACUAUCAAAUAAGUCAUUAUCAACUAAAAUUUUAAC